Molecule: messenger RNA, 1486 nt
Organism: Aspergillus wentii DTO 134E9
Lineage: Eukaryota; Fungi; Ascomycota; Eurotiomycetes; Eurotiales; Aspergillaceae
Product: Zn(II)2Cys6 transcription factor
Exons: 2
Coding region: 1-1404 (467 amino acids)
Biological process (GO): positive regulation of transcription by RNA polymerase II
Cellular component (GO): nucleus
Molecular function (GO): DNA-binding transcription factor activity, RNA polymerase II-specific; transcription cis-regulatory region binding; zinc ion binding
Source: RefSeq, a predicted model, not a curated record
AUGUCAAUUGAGUUUCCGCCUGUCCGCACUGCAGCAAAAGACUGCCCCAAAUGUAAAUCUCGACGAGUGCCAUGCGACCGCACUCUGCCCCAAUGCAGAAAGUGUAUCAAACGGAAUGUCGACUGCCCUGGGUAUGGCAUCAUCCUGCGAUGGAACCAAGGCGUUGCCAGCAGAGGCAAGUGGGCGGGGAAGACGAUCCCGCAGAGGACGCCGAUAGAGAACUUUGCCCAUCCGAACACCCUCUAUCCAUGCCAUCUAAACGGACUUGACUUUCGCUUGAUCCACCAUUUCAAUCAACACAUCGCGACGAAAUUGGCCUGGGUGGAUGGCCCUGCCAACCCGUGGCGAAACAUGAUUCUGCCGCUGUCGUUUGCCUCCGAGACGGUGCUCUUUUCCCUGCUGGCGCUGGCGGCGGAGGAUUUUGCCCACAGAUACCCGGCCGACCAUGGGUGCUUCCGGGAGCUGCAGGCCGUGUCGCUUGGCUGUCGAGAUAAAGCAGUCCCCUUGCUGGCCAACAAACUGGAUGUUCUGCUGGAAGUAUCCGACCCGAGCACGCCCGUGCACCACCACGCCCGAUGUGUGCUGGCGUCAGUGCUGCUCCUCUACAACCUCGAGCUGCUCAUUGCAGAGGAAUCCCGGUGGCGGAUCCACAUCCAGGGUGCUCGCGCGGUGAUCCAGUGGAAGACACAGGCCGCACGGAGCUCUGCGCCCAUCGACAAGGCGGAUGUCUUUCUCCUCUACGAAUACUACUUUACGGCUGUGUUUAUCGGGCUGAUGUCAUUCGACCCGGCCGAUGAGAUCGAAGACGACAUUCCCACCGACGACAGCGUCACCAUCUUUUGCGAUUUCGUCCGCAUCAUCCACUCCGUCACCAGAGCCGAACGCGUGAUGUAUACCACCGGCUCCCAACCAGACCCAACCAGCCUCGCCGAUAUCGUAGCGGAAAUCGAGAGGGCCAAAACCCGGACCACACAGUCGGGCCAGGCGGUCCUGUUCAAAUCCCACGCAGCCCAGUGCGACUUUGUCCAUCUCGUGUCCAUGUACUACCACGCCAGCCUGAUCUACAGCCACCGCGUGCUGUCCACCGAUGACGGUGCAUCUGAACCCCGUAUCAUCUCCUCUCGGGCUUCCAUACUCGAUCAUCUCUCUCGGCUGGUGGACAGCUCGACCUUUGCGCAUGAUCUCGUCUGGCCGCUGUUCAUUGCCGGGACCGAAUGCAGGGGCCUUGUGGCCGAGCAGCAGACCAUUGAGCAGGCCCUUCUGAAUGUCAUGUACGUAAGCGGCUGUCUGGACCGACGGCGUGUUUUGUCGUUUCUCAAGCAGUUUUGGCGGUUGGAUCGAGAUAUCACUUGGUUUGAGAUGGCACGAACCGUGCCCCGUGAGAGUAAAUUCAUCAUUAUCUGAUUGGGACUGUAGUUGUAUUGAUAAACCGGCCAGGGAUUGGAAUAUACUAAUAGCCGUAGCCCCACAGAAAGCUUAACCCUAC